Molecule: messenger RNA, 1472 nt
Organism: Ictalurus furcatus (blue catfish)
Lineage: Eukaryota; Metazoa; Chordata; Actinopteri; Siluriformes; Ictaluridae
Gene: rgs5b
Product: regulator of G protein signaling 5b
Exons: 4
Coding region: 490-1020 (176 amino acids)
Source: RefSeq, a predicted model, not a curated record
ACCAAACAAAUUCUCAAAUAUCUCAGUGCCUGGAUACGUUUUCACUAAUUGUAUUACAGAUUUGGUUUACAUUACACAAAAUUGCAUUGACCAAUAAUUCCCGCUUUAGUCUUCCUUUGAAUUCUCUAAAUAACAAUACUUUCCUCCUACAUCUGCUUUCAGCCAGUUGUCUUGCAUCAGUACAUUUCCUGAGCCAAAUCACUCAAGAUGCAUUUAUUUUCCUUUUUUUCUUAUUUUCUUUCUUUCUUUUUUUACCUUGAACCUUGGAGCCAGUGCUGUCUACUGGAAAUGAAUCACAGCUGAGCUCCGGAGAAUGAAGCGCCUCCUACUUCGUCCUUACUGGCUGAGGACAAGGACGCCUUAGAGUGCUCUUGUACUGUAUAAAUAGCACCACGCUGCUGUGUUUCUGUCAGAAUCCAAACUCUCUCAACAGCACACACAUUUAGCGAAGCGUACAGCACACAGCUGGGGAUCAUACAUUCAGAGAAAAUGUGCCAAGGAUUGGAAUCACUGCCAGUUACCUGUCUGGAGAGAGUCAAAUAUCUGAAGGCACGCUUGGGAAGUUUCCUCCUGAAGCAGGAGCUCAACUUCAUGGGUCUGUCCAACAAAAGCGAUAAGCUGAGGACAGAGGACACGCUCAAGUGGAGAGCAUCCUUUCAGAAUCUGCUGGCUCACAAAGAUGGGUUGUGCGCCUUCCGAGCAUUCCUGCUGUCCGAGCACAGUGAGGAAAACAUUGCGUUCUACCUUGCCUGUGAGGACUACAAGAACACAAAGACAUCCUCCAAGCUGUGCUCCAAAGCCAAGAAAAUCUACGAGGAGUUCGUUGACACCGAUGCACCAAGAGAGGUGAAUCUCGAUCAUGAGACAAAAAGCAUCACGGAGAAGAACCUGGAGCAGCCGACUGUGUCAUGCUUCGAUCUGGCCCAGAGCAAGAUCUACACUCUUAUGGAGAACGACUGCUACCCUCGCUUUCUCAAAUCUGCACUCUACAUGGAGCUCAGCAGACAAGCGAAGCCCUGAACUCGCCUCCAACCACUGGACUUGCUUGAAGAAGGACUUCAAACACACAAGCUUGAUCCUGAAUGGUGUCUCAAGCUCAUGGCUGAGGUGGACUUGAGGUUAUCAUUCAGUAACUGCCAGACACCAGCCUGGACCCUGUCAGCAACUGGUGAGGAAUAGGUGUUUGGAGUUUGGAGACCAAAAGAAAAGUCUCAAGGAAUCAUGAUGCUGAACUUGGAGAUGAAAAAGAAGGAGAAGAAAAAGCACUGGAAUUAAACUGUGACCGUACUUUUGCACUAAGCAAACAGUGGAAAAGCCUUUUAUGUUCUCUUUUUUUUAAUGUUUUUUACUUUUCUCAUCUUUACAACUGAUAUUUAUUGAAAAAAAAUAUUUUUAUAAAUAUAAUAUAGUGCUUUUAUUUAUUAAACCGUAUGAUGCUGUAUGUGUGGAAUUCUGUUGGAAUAAAUUAUGAU